This is a messenger RNA of Peromyscus leucopus (white-footed mouse), 1409 nucleotides long. RefSeq lists its product as uncharacterized. The transcript is spliced from 3 exons. The record is from RefSeq and is a predicted model, not a curated record. Gene Ontology annotation, molecular function: DNA binding; structural constituent of chromatin; protein heterodimerization activity. Gene Ontology annotation, cellular component: nucleosome. Lineage: Eukaryota; Metazoa; Chordata; Mammalia; Rodentia; Cricetidae. Bases 92 to 1231 code for a protein of 379 amino acids.
CGCCCGCGGGAAGAGUGCGCCUAUAAAGACCGGCGGCCGGGGAUCCGGGCAGUUCCCCGCGCUCCUAGUCUCGGUGUCUCCUGUCUCUGCCAUGGCUCGCACGAAGCAGACCGCCCGCAAGUCCACCGGCGGCAAGGCCCCGCGCAAGCAGCUGGCCACCAAGGCUGCCCGCAAGAGCGCGCCGGCCACGGGCGGCGUGAAGAAGCCGCACCGCUACCGGCCGGGCACCGUGGCGCUGCGCGAGAUCCGGCGCUACCAGAAGUCGACGGAGCUGCUGAUCCGCAAGCUGCCGUUCCAGCGCCUGGUGCGCGAGAUCGCGCAGGACUUCAAGACCGACCUGCGCUUCCAGAGCUCGGCCGUGAUGGCGCUGCAAGAGGCGAGCGAGGCCUACCUGGUGGGGCUGUUCGAGGACACCAACCUGUGCGCCAUCCACGCCAAGCGCGUCACCAUCAUGCCCAAGGACAUCCAGCUGGCCCGCCGCAUCCGCGGGGAGCGGGCCUGGCCGUUAGGGAUGGGGGAUGAAGCAGUGGCGGGGGGUCUAGCCUCCGAAGCCGUACAGGGUGCGGCCCUGGCGCUUGAGCGCGUAGACCACGUCCAUGGCGGUGACGGUCUUGCGCUUAGCGUGCUCGGUGUAGGUGACGGCGUCGCGGAUCACGUUCUCCAGGAACACCUUCAGCACCCCGCGGGUCUCCUCGUAGAUGAGGCCGGAGAUGCGCUUGACACCGCCGCGCCGGGCCAGGCGGCGGAUGGCGGGCUUGGUGAUGCCCUGGAUGUUGUCGCGCAGAACCUUGCGGCGCCAGCAAGCCAAAGUCGCAAAACCAUGGCUCGCACGAAGCAGACCGCGCGCAAGUCCACCGGCGGCAAGGCCCCGCGCAAGCAGCUGGCCACCAAGGCUGCCCGCAAGAGCGCGCCGGCCACGGGCGGCGUGAAGAAGCCGCACCGCUACCGGCCGGGCACCGUGGCGCUGCGCGAGAUCCGGCGCUACCAGAAGUCGACGGAGCUGCUGAUCCGCAAGCUGCCGUUCCAGCGCCUGGUGCGCGAGAUCGCGCAGGACUUCAAGACCGACCUGCGCUUCCAGAGCUCGGCCGUGAUGGCGCUGCAGGAGGCGAGCGAGGCCUACCUGGUGGGGCUCUUCGAGGACACCAACCUGUGCGCCAUCCACGCCAAGCGCGUCACCAUCAUGCCCAAGGACAUCCAGCUGGCCCGCCGCAUCCGCGGGGAGCGGGCCUAGGUUGCGUUUCUAGAAAGUCGACAUUUAAAAAAAAAAGGCUCUUUUCAGAGCCACCUACGUUGUCAUUAAGAGCAGCUGUGUCAGCUUUGAACUGAGGGUCAGGCAAAACCUGAACUUAAUUCCUAGUAUUCCAAGCACAUCCCCAAGUGUGUCAGACCCAACAUCUUAAGAUUGAACC